AUGCUAAUUGGUCUUCAACUAAUCUUCAUCGACGAGAAGAUAUUCAAUUUCGAUUCCUUGAGCUUAAACCUUGUUUGGGUUGCAAGAAGACCACCUGGUUACGCUUUUCUUGAUUUUGAAGACUCAAGGGACGACCGCGACGCCAUCCGUGACUUAGAUGGCAAGAAUGGAUGGAGAGUAGAGCAGUCUCAUAACCGUGGCGGUGGUGAAGGCCAUGGUGGUGGUCGUGGAGGAGGUGAUGGUGGUCGUGGCAGUGUUUCGGUUGCAAGAAGACCACCUGGUUAUGCUUUUCUUGAUUUAGAAGACUCAAGGGACGCCCGCGACGCCAUCCGUGACUUAGAUGGCAAGAAUGGAUGGAGAGUAGAGCAGUCUCAUAACCGUGGCGGUGGUCGUGGAGGAGGUGAUGGUGGUCGUGGCCGUGGUGGUUCUGAUUUGAAGUGCUAUGAGUGUGGCGAGUCUGGUCACUUUGCAUGUGAAUGCCGCUCCUGUGGUGGUGGUGGCGGCUUUAGGAGGGGUCGAAGUCCUUCUCCUCGUGGUCGCAGCCGUAGCCGAAGUCCUCCAAGAUACAGAAAGAGCCCAACCUAUGGAGGGCACAGGUCAUAUUCAAGGUACCACGACAUACCCUCAGCUACCACUGGUGCUACAAUUGGUUACUUGAUAAAAAUUAAAACUCCUCUUUAAGUCUUUUCUGGCUAAUAAACUUUUCUCUCUUUUCUUGGGGCUAAAUUAUGAAGUGUUGACAUAUUCUUUCAAUAUGUUUUGAACUUCUAGCAUUAGACAUCAUGGGGAUUUCGUUGUAUAGGCCGCGACGUUUUACUUUAUCACUUUUAUUGGGUCGAAGACCUACCCCUAUCGGUAGGUUCUUGAUGGGUUUCGAACUGGUUAUAAUAAUCAAAAUAAUCAAGAAACAAGAGUUUUUCGUAAGAGAACUUUGCAGAAUCCUUUUAAAAACUAGAUUUUAUACUCAAUCUUUAUUAAUAAUUAAUUUAAUUUUAUAAUAACUUUUAAACUAAUUAUUUAAUUGAUUUGUAUAAUUUUUUAUAUGAAAUAUGAUUUGUUUAUUUGUUGUUUAUAUUAUUUAUGUUUAUUUUUAACUAUACCUUCUUAUUAGCUAUUUAGUUAUUAAAUGUAAUAAUUAUGUUUAUAAACAUAUUCAUAAUUUUUGAAAAAUAUUAAUUUAUAUUUUAAAAUAUUAUAUAAAUUGCUUGAUCCAUGUAAACUGUUAAUUCAUUAUAAUAUUUAAUCAUACAUUUUACAUAUAUUUUAUUUGAAUAAUAUAAACGAUUGAAUUAUAUGCAUAAUAUUUAAUUUUUCUUUGUAGUCAGAAAAACUUUACAAUUAAUUUGCAAAAUAUAUAUAUAUAUUUGUAUUUUAAAUAUUAUAUUAAAUUUUUUGAUGCAUGUAAACUGUUAAUACAUUAUAAUAUUUUAUCAUACAUUUAACAUAUAUUUUAUUUGAAUAAUAUAAACGAUUGAACUAUAUGCAUAAUAUUUAAUUUUGCUUUUAUACAAAAUGUAAAAUUUAAAUAAAAACUAAACUAUUAUUAAAGUAUUAAUAUUUUUAUUACUAAGAAAGAGGUGGCUAUUUUGGAGAUGGUCUAAAACCAACCCUUUUUCUUUUAAUGUUAAAUUUAGUGUUUUUUUUUCUCUAACCAAACUCUGAAAAUGACAGUAUUAUAGUGUGAUUUCUUCUUUUUUUUUUGUUUGCUACAGUGUCAUGCUAUAUUUGGUGAUAUAUAUAGCAACGGCAAAACUCCUUUAUUCCAAACUGUUAUUCUUUUGUUAAAUCAAAUUUGUUUAUUUAAGUAUUGUUUAACUAUAGAUAAUUACAUUUGAUUUAUAUUACCUUUUAUAAUUGCAUCAGUUAUUUUAAAUAAAAAUAAAAAUAAAAAUUAUUUUGUUUAAGU
Brassica napus (rape) is the source of this 1906-nucleotide messenger RNA. Its product is annotated as serine/arginine-rich splicing factor RSZ23-like. NCBI's taxonomy places the organism in Eukaryota, Viridiplantae, Streptophyta, Magnoliopsida, Brassicales, Brassicaceae. The transcript has 5 exons. Gene Ontology annotation, cellular component: nuclear speck. The coding region runs from base 1 to 681 and encodes 226 amino acids. The record is from RefSeq and is a predicted model, not a curated record. Gene Ontology annotation, biological process: mRNA splicing, via spliceosome. Gene Ontology annotation, molecular function: zinc ion binding; RNA binding.